Danaus chrysippus (African queen) is the source of this 951-nucleotide messenger RNA. NCBI's taxonomy places the organism in Eukaryota, Metazoa, Arthropoda, Insecta, Lepidoptera, Nymphalidae. The record is from the annotation of a GenBank genome assembly.
AUGGAUCUUCACAGGCCGCUAGACGGAAAUAAGAGCUACAAUGAUAUGACGCCCGAGGAAAAGUUGAGAUACGACCACAUGCAGAUGCAUGAGAAACACAAAGGUCAUGAAUCCAUGCACUUGACCAUGAUAUUUGUUUUAAUAGGAUCUCUGGUUGUCGCUCAGAUUAUAGUUUCACAAUGGAAACAGAGACACUAUAGGUCGUACUCAGUGUUCACAAUGGUAGCGAUGUGGUCUAUACCUGUGAUCCUAAGUCUGAAGGAAGGUUGGAUAAGGUUUAUAAUGUUCUGGUUGAUAUUUACUUCCUGUACUGGCCUCGUGAUAUGGAAGUCCUCGCAUAAACCCAUGUCGGCCUCCACACCAAGAUUGGUGUACAAAUGGUUCUAUUUCCUAUACAAAGCAAGUUGUUGUGUGGGUGUUUUUGGGUAUAUAGUCAUGAUAUUAACAUUGAUGAGUGUUAAUACAUUUUUCGGUUCAAAACCUCAAGCAUGGCUGGACUUGGCACUGAUGUGUUUGUUCUAUGGACUUUACUUUGGCACUUUAGGCAGAGAUGUCGCAGAUUACUGCUCCGAUAAAAUGGCUACUUCAAUAGGGUAUUACACAAGAGAGGGUAUGCCAACACGUCAUCUAGAAAGCAAUGUUUGUGCUGUUUGUGGGAAUGAGUUGUUAGUGUCUGAACAUGAGGAAGGAGUUAUUGAGAACACAUACAAGCUCCCAUGUUCCCACGUGUUUCACGAGUUCUGUAUCCGCGGCUGGUGUAUAGUCGGCAAGAAACAAACGUGUCCGUACUGCAAGGAAAAGGUGGACCUCAAAAUGAUGUUCACAAACCCAUGGGAUCGGCCUCAGUUAUUAUUCGGUCAGCUAUUGGAUUGGAUCCGUUGGGUCGUGGCCUGGCAGCCAUUGGUGUUGUUCUUCGCUCAAGCUGUUAACUGGUUACUAGGACUGGAGUAA